GGGCGGAAGUACGGUGUGUAACACUCCCCGGUAAGAAAAGAACAGUGACUGACAGUGAGGAGGGGGAGUAUAUAGAGGAACACAGGUGUCUGUACAAGGACGUGAUGAUGGAGAAUCACCGACCCCUCACAUCACUGGAUGGGCCCAGUAACAGAGAUACCCCAGAGAGAUGUCCCCGUCCUCUGUAUUCCCAGGAUUGUACAGAGGAGAAUCACAGGAUCCCACAGGAGGAUCAGUGUCAAGGCUUGACUGAAAUUAAGGUAGAAGCUAUAGAAAGAGAAGAGACGUAUGUCUCUGAUGAGGCAGAAGAUACAGAGGGAGAAGAAGAGACGUAUGUCUCUGAUGAGGCAGAAGAUACAGAGGGAGAAGAGACGUAUGUGACUGAUAUAAAGGCAGAAGAUACAGAGGGAGAAGAAGAGACGUAUGUGACUGAUAUAAAGGCAGAAGAUACAGAGGGAGAAGAAGAGACGUAUGUGACUGAUAUAAAGGCAGAAGAUAUAGAGGGAGAAGAGACGUAUGUGAGGGGUGAUCAGCAGUGUAAGGAGGAGGAAAUCAUUACAGAUAUCAGCACAGAUGGGCCCAGUAACAGAGAUACCCCAGAGAGAUGUCCCCGUCCUCUGUAUUCCCAGGAUUGUACAGAGGAGAAUCAGAGGAUCCCACAGGAGGAUCAGGAUGAAAUGACUGAUAUCAAGGUAGAAAUUAUAGAGGUGGAAGAAGAGACAUAUGUAAGAGUUGAUCAGCAAUGUAAGGAUGAAGAAAUCCCUACAGAUAUGAGCACAGCAGAUGGAUGUAGCAGCCGGAAUAUCUCAGAGGAAGAUCUAAUUUUAUCUCCAGGAAGUAUAACAGAGGAUGACAUCACCCAAGAUUCUCCAGGGGAAAACCCUGAUACCCCAAUUAUACAUCCAGUUCUUUACAAUACAGAUAUGUCAUUUGAUCGCGCUUAUCAUGGGGAAUAUUUUCCUGCUAACUCAGACAUUGGUACAUAUAUUACAGCUCUUGCAGUAGAUAAAAUAUUUUCCCAUUCUAUAGAUACCAAGUGUUUGAUACAGAACACAAAGCUUAUUACCCAUCAGCCAUCCAAGGAACAUGAGAAUCCAUUUUCAUGUUCUGAGUGUGGGAAAUUUUUUAGAUACAAAUCAGCUGCUGUUAGACAUGAGAGAUGUCACACAGGUGAGAAACCCUUUACUUGCUCGGAGUGUGGGAAAUGUUUUACGGACAAAUCUCAUCUCGUAAGACAUGAGAGACUGCACACAAGUGAGAAGCCAUUUCCAUGUUCUGAUUGUGGGAAAUGUUUUAGAGACAGAUCAGAUCUUGUUACACAUGAGCGAAUUCACACAGGUGAGAAGCUGUUUUCAUGUUCUGAGUGUGGGAAAGGUUUUACAAAUAAGUCACAUUUUGGUAGACACGAGAGAAUUCACACAGGGGAGAAACCGUUUUCAUGUACUGAGUGUGGGAAAUGUUUUGCACAGAAAUCAGAUCUUGUUAAACAUCAGAGACAUCACACCGGUGAGAAGCCAUUUCCAUGUUCGGAGUGCGGGAAAUGUUUUACAGACAAAUCACAUCUUGUUAGACAUCAUAGGCUUCACACAGGUGCAAAACCAUUUUCAUGUCCUGCCUGUGGGAAAUGUUUUACGCAGAAAUCAGUUCUCGUUACACAUCAGAGACUACACACAGGUGAGAAACCGUUUACAUGUUCUGAUUGUGGGAAAUGUUUUACACAGAAAUCAGGUCUGGUUAUACAUGAGAGAUUUCACACAGGUGAAAGGCCAUUUCCAUGUUCUGAGUGUGGGAAAUGUUUUAAAUAUAAAUCAGUUUUUCUUGUACAUGAGAGAAGUCACACAGGUGAGAAGCCAUUUCCAUGUUCUGAGUGUGGGAAAUGUUUUGCACAGAAAUACCAUCUUGUUGAACAUCAGAGAAGUCACACAGGUGAAAAGCCAUUUCCAUGUUCUGUGUGUGGGAAAUGUUUUACACAGAAAUCAUAUCUUGUUAAACAUCAGAGAUGUCACACAGGUGAGAAGCCAUUUCCAUGUUCUGAGUGUGGGAAAUGUUUUAGACAGAAAUCAUAUCUUGUUAAACAUCAGAGAUGUCACACAGGUGAGAAGCCAUUUCCAUGUUCUGAGUGUGGGAAAUGUUUUAGACAGAAAUCAUAUCUUGUUAAACAUCAGAGAUGUCACACAGGUGAGAAGCCAUUUCCAUGUUCUGAGUGUGGGAAAUGUUUUAGACAGAAAUCAAAUCUUGUUAAACAUCAGAGAUGGCACACAGGUGCAAAGCCAUUUCCAUGUUCUGAGUGUGGGAAAAGUUUUCUCGAGAAAUCAGAUCUUGCCAGACAUCAGAGAAUUCACACAGGUGAGAGGCCAUUUUGUUGUUCUGAGUGUGGGAAAUCUUUUAUAGAGAAAGCAGCACUUGUUAAACAUCAGAGAAUUCACACAGGUGAGAAGCCAUUUCCAUGCUCUGAGUGUGGGAAAUGUUUUACACACAAAUUAUCUCUUGUUAUACAUCAGAGAUAUCACACAGGAGAGAGUCCAUUUACAUGUUCUGAGUGUGGGAAAUGUUUUGUAUACAAAUCAUAUCUUGUUUCACAUCAGAAAAGUCACACAGGUGAGAGGCCAUUUCCAUGCUCUGAGUGUGGGAAAUGUUUUACAGAGAAGUCACAUCUUGUUUCACAUCAGAGAUAUCACACAGGUGAGAAACCAUUUACAUGCUCUGAGUGUGGGAAAUGUUUUAAACAGAACACACAACUUAUCAAACAUAAGAGAAGUCACACAGGCGAGAGGCCAUAUCCAUGUUUUGAGUGUGGGAAAUGUUUUACACAAAGUUCAGCUCUUGCUAGACAUCAGAGAAGUCACAAGUGAAGUUACUCAGUUGGCACUUUUUAUGUUUGUGAGAUUAUUAUAUGGAAAAUCAUAAACCUCAGUAAGCUUAGUAUUUCUCCUGUCACUGGCUCUAUAUUGACCUCUUAACAUUUGUUUUUUGUAGCAUCGUUUCAAUUACUCUACCAUUUGCAUUAUUGUACAUUUAUGACGUUUCUCCUGAAACCUGACAGACAACUUCCUGUAACAAUCCUCCCGACAAUUGACAUUUUUGCAGCAAGGAGUCCAGGUGCAGGAGGAAUGUGAGGCUAUAAAAACAUUUUAUUCCCGAUUCUGAGCAGCAUGUAAUACGGUUGUAGUUCUAGCCACCUGCCUUGAUCAAAAUUCCCAUAGUGGUAUUCUGAGUCCUAUGCAUCUUGUGUAUGCUUCUCCACGGGUGUGGUAUCACCCAUAGACAGUUAAAAGAUAGACAGUCAUUAGGUAGACACCGUAUGGUCGACAGUCAAAAGAUAGACAGGGUCAAAAGUCAGACAGAAUUAUUUUUUGGGGGUGUUUUUAAACAUUUUUAACCCAAUUUUGGUGAAAUUCGUCCCCUCGCAGGUUCGCUACUUUCGCCACAACUUUUCUAAAAGGUAAUUGUUUGUGACAUGGAUAGUAAAUGAGGCAAAAGUUGUAAAAAAAAGAAAAACAAAAAAAACAUUUGUGUCUGACUUUUGACCCCGUUUGAUUUCUGACUCGACCAUAUGGUGUCUACCUAAUGACUGUCUAUCUUUUAACUAUCUAUAGACAGGAACCAGCUUCUCCACUGACUAGAUCAGCCAUCACGCCCAGUAAUGGCACUUCUACCUAACCAAUACUAGGUGCAAGAGAGAUAAGACAGCCUAAGUGAGUGCUGAAUUUCAGUACUUUGCGCAUGUGCACGGCCCGUAUUCUGCAUGCGCCAAUGGGUCCUGCGGCAUAGGACGCAGGUCGGCAUCAGACCUGGUUGACAGCUCUUUAGCUGUAUCGGGGGUGGUGACUGGCUCCGUUUGGAGAAACAGGCAUGUCGCCGCUGUUUAGAGGGCGGAAAGAGGCCACAGAUCUCCGUCGUAGGAAGAGUCGCACCAUCAGUGAGCAUAAGGAUUGUCCUACAUGUGGUUGCUCUUGGGGUUCCAGAUCGAGAGCAGUAUGUGUAUAUUUGUCAGUAUGCGAGUACAGAGGAUGCUGGAUAGAUUAUAAUGUAUAUACCAUUGUUUUCAUUCAGGCUAUAUUGCAUUUUUAUUUUUCAUGGAUAUGGAAGAUAAAACUGCACUUGAAGUUAUAUUGGAUGUGAAUUAAAAGUAUUUAAUAUUAAAAUUCAAAAUAGUAUUGGUAGUAUCCAAUUUAAUAAAUGGAUAAGAAAGGGUUGCUGCCAUAGACAGUAAAUAUUACACUCUAAAAGCAAAUAAAGAAAGUCUGUACCUUGUGCAAUGUAAGUAUUGAUUACAGUUAAAACUUGUAUAAAAAAAAUGUUAAAAAUAUAUUUUUUGUUGGGAGUGUGUUAUGUUUGAGAAGUGAAAUAAAAACAAAUUAUAGAUG
Messenger RNA from Pseudophryne corroboree (corroboree frog), 4367 nucleotides. RefSeq names its product oocyte zinc finger protein XlCOF6.1-like. Lineage: Eukaryota; Metazoa; Chordata; Amphibia; Anura; Myobatrachidae. Gene Ontology annotation, molecular function: RNA polymerase II cis-regulatory region sequence-specific DNA binding; DNA-binding transcription factor activity, RNA polymerase II-specific. Gene Ontology annotation, biological process: regulation of transcription by RNA polymerase II. Bases 105 to 2852 code for a protein of 915 amino acids. The transcript has 8 exons. Gene Ontology annotation, cellular component: nucleus. The record is from RefSeq and is a predicted model, not a curated record.